UCAAUAAUGACAAGUUGUAUGAGGUUGCACUUGAGAUAAGAGAGCAUUAUGAUGAACUUCUUAUGAAAACAAAUGCUGAUGCUUUCAAGAACCUCCUGGUGACUGAUGACUAUACUCCAGUGAUAGUGGAGACUGAUCAGCACUUUCAAGGUAUUAUGGAGAUGUUCAAUUACAAGGACCUUCAGAUUCAUCAUGAGCCGCUUCCUAAGAAACUCCCCUUCUCCUCUAUGGUUAUACAGAUAUAUGAACAAAUUAAAUCUUUCAUUAGCUCAAGUUGGGGAUAUUCUGACGGCUCAAUUUAA
Amphimedon queenslandica is the source of this 302-nucleotide messenger RNA. RefSeq names its product exocyst complex component 6B-like. The record is from RefSeq and is a predicted model, not a curated record. Bases 63 to 302 code for a protein of 79 amino acids. The transcript is spliced from 4 exons. Gene Ontology annotation, cellular component: membrane; exocyst. Gene Ontology annotation, biological process: intracellular protein transport; exocytosis; Golgi to plasma membrane transport. NCBI's taxonomy places the organism in Eukaryota, Metazoa, Porifera, Demospongiae, Haplosclerida, Niphatidae.